Daldinia vernicosa is the source of this 1452-nucleotide messenger RNA. RefSeq lists its product as uncharacterized. Bases 288 to 1424 code for a protein of 378 amino acids. The transcript has a single exon. The record is from RefSeq and is a predicted model, not a curated record. NCBI's taxonomy places the organism in Eukaryota, Fungi, Ascomycota, Sordariomycetes, Xylariales, Hypoxylaceae. Gene Ontology annotation, molecular function: protein binding.
GGUAAGAACAUCAGGUGCCAAGCAAAUAGAAGAGAAAGUCCUGACCGUCAAAUAUUUGACUAUUUAAUAUUUGAACCAAUGCGCUUCUCUCAAUUCUUAAUUCUUUCCCCAAUUAUCUACAUACAUUUAUUAUACAUAUUACACGCUUCCCGGAAUUAUCACGUGUAAUCCCAUUCGCCCACUUACACGCUUAUACAUACCUUCGCUUAUACCAUCUACCAUCUACAUCCAUCAACCAUCAUCUUUUUUUUUCCCCCUUCUCUCAAGAACACAGUACAGUGGACCCAAUGUGUUUCGGAAGUAAAGACAAAACCACCGAUCCAGCUCCCAGGCCGGUCCCUCAAUCAUCACCAUCAUAUACCACCGCCGCCUAUCCCAAAGCCAGCAUGCCGCAGGACUACGCGCCCCCUCCCGGACCCCCGCCAUCUCACGGCCACUACUACGCUCCCCCGGCCGGCCCACCUCCCUCUCAUCAGGAGUACGCGCCUCCCCCGGGCCCGCCCCCUUCCGACACAAAGAACAACCCCUUCUUCAACUCCAACUCCAACUCCAACCAGCAGCAGCAGCAGCAGCAUGACUGGCAAACCGCCGUCCCAGACACUUCCCUUCUCCCUCCCCCACCCAACUUUUUCAGCGGCUACGACCGCUCGCCCGCCAACAACGCCACCGAGGACGAAUGCGAAGCCGGCGAGUCCUGGUGCGCUUCGUACCCCCUCUACAGCCCCAUGCCCCUCAGCCCCCCCGCCGAAUCCGCCGCCCUAACCGGCACCAUCGCCCUCUACGCCCCUCCCACAUUCACCUCAUCGGGCGGGACCCUCACCCCCGUCCGUCCGGGUGUAUGGAGCGUAUCUUCCCCCCGCCACGGCCGCGACACCUGUCUGGCGACGUACCCGCCCUUAUACCACGCCGCGGCGCACAGCCCCCUAGUCACCACCACCGGCAGCCGCAAGAAGAAGACAGCGUACUACGAAGUCCGGGUCCUCGAGCGCGGCACCCGCAGCGGCAAAGACGAGGUCUCCCUCGCGCUGGGCUUCGUGGCCCCGCCGUACCCUGGCUUCCGAUUACCAGGGUGGCACCGCGGGAGCCUAGGCGUGCACGGGGACGACGGGCACCGGUACAUAAACGACCGGUGGGGCGGGAAGGAGUUUACGACGCCGUUCCGACGGGGGGAGACGGUGGGUCUCGGGAUGGAUUUCUGCCAGCGAGGUGACGGGGGGAUUAGCGUGGAAGUAUUCCUGACGCGGGACGGUGUGGAAAGGGGUCGGUGGAACUUGCACGAGGAGACGGACCGGGAGACGGAUUUGCCGGUUACGGGGCUCGAGGGGUAUCAUGAUUUGUGCGCGGCCGUGGGGGCGUUUGAUAAGGUGGCGUUUGAGGUUGUGUUUGCGCCGGAGCUGUGGAGGUGGAGGGGGUAUGAGGGAUAGAUGGUGGUGGUGGUUAGGAGUAGGGAGG